Mytilus californianus (California mussel) is the source of this 3171-nucleotide messenger RNA. RefSeq lists its product as uncharacterized. The transcript has 17 exons. The coding region runs from base 246 to 3074 and encodes 942 amino acids. Lineage: Eukaryota; Metazoa; Mollusca; Bivalvia; Mytilida; Mytilidae. Gene Ontology annotation, cellular component: fibrillar center. The record is from RefSeq and is a predicted model, not a curated record. Gene Ontology annotation, biological process: transcription by RNA polymerase I. Gene Ontology annotation, molecular function: RNA polymerase I core promoter sequence-specific DNA binding.
UUAUUACAAAAUUUCGAAACUAAGGGAUCCCGGGAAAAUGGCGGCGCCCAUGAAAAACAAUUCCCAGCCUUUCUGCAUGUUUAAAUGAAAACAGCAGAGUAAGGAUAAUGAAAUAAAGAAAAAGAUUUCCAAAGAAAAAUAUUGGUUAUUAAUUUGGUGAUGUACGGCGGUCUUCUACUGCCAAACAGUGCCAGUGCAAUAACUUGAAAACGCUUUGACGAAAUCUUUUCAAAUUUAGAUGUGAUAUGGAUUUUCCUGACAAAUCAUUUCAGUACCAACUGUACAAACCAAGUAAGAAAAGAGAAGUUUUCCUUUCCUAUGGUUCUCAUGACAACAUAGAUAUUGAUAACAUAGCAGAAAAACAGUUUUAUCCACAGAAGAUUCCUGAAGGUUUUUUGAACAAAAAGAUAUCAUUCAAGCCUUGUAGACCAGCACUUCCAUUACAUGAAAAACCACAAAUUGUUGAAUACCCUCUCAAAGACAGAGUGACUGAUCCAGUAACAGAUGAAAGGAAAGAGAUUGUUAGUCUGAUUCAUAAUCUAAAAUAUAACAGAGGGAUAGUAAAAGUGAAACCUGGGAACACCUUAAGAAAAUCAGCAAACUACAAAUGCUUCAAUGGUUUAAAGACAAGACUUGAAGAGUUCAAUAUUGAGGAGGACAAUAGAGAUGAUAUUGAGAUCAAUGAUUUUUUGCCAAAACAGUUCCACCAUUUAGUGCAUCUAUACCAGAAGUACAAAGAUAUUACAGAAAUACAGAAAGUAAAUUCCUUUUAUGCAGAUGGUUGUCUGGGUUACAUGCCUUCAAGUUCAUCAGGGUCAGCGGGAUGUUUAAUCAGACCAUUAGGAAGUUUUCAAGAAAUCAAACUAUCAUAUUUGGAAUAUGAUGACAUGGAAUGUGCGACUGUAAAAAACAUUGGUUAUAUAGAUACUGGUGAAGAAAUAUAUGGAACCACUGCUGGCAGUACCAGAGGUGAAGGUUUUAUUGUAUCCAGGCAUUCAACAAAAUGCAAGAUGUAUAGAUACGAAGAUGAUUUGAAUCCACCACUUGUUGGUGAAUUACAGUUAGAGAGAUUUCAUCCCACAUCACAGUGUCUAAGUCCAUAUAUUCCUGGAGAAUGUUUGACGGCAACUAAUGUAGGGUCUGUUUACCUGUGGUCUCAAGAAAGAAAAGAAGAAAUCUUACAACGAAACAACCACAGAUUCUCCUGUCGAGAGGAGUGGCGUCAAGCAAUAUUUAGCAGCCAUCCAAGACAGGUUGUGUCAGCUGACUGUACUAAAGUAGAAAUGUUUGAUUUGAGGAAAAAACCAAAUGAUGGAAUGGACUUGUUUGCCUUACCAAGUAGAUUCCUACAUCCCAAUGAGAGAAUACGAAUAAUCAAACAACAUUCACCAUUUAUGUAUGUUAUAGCUACAGACUACUCGCUGAUUCUUGUAGACGAACGUUUUCCGGGGCAUCCUCUUUUACAGUGGCAACAUUUAUUAAGAAAUCCUCCUCAGUAUUUGUCUAUUCUGGCUGAUAUAGGCAAGGAAAAGCAGAUCCUCAUUUCCAUCGCAAGUCAAAGUCCUAUGGAAACUUAUUGUUAUAUGUUUCAAGGUGGAGCUCAUAAAACACUUCAAGGAAUUGGAUCACCCUGGCAGUUGAGUAGGAUUGAUGAUUUCACCAAAUUUGAUGAGAUAUGUAAAACAACAGAUAAAAUUUCAGUGGAGCACAAGUACAAGAGAGAUUCUCUGUUAGGAUUACAGUGUGUACCAUUCAAAGAUGGAUUUGUAGCUUAUCAGUUGGAUGUUUAUGGUGACAUUUACUACCAAGUAUUUCAGCCAACCAAUCAAAAUACUGAUAAAACAUUUGCUGCAGGACCAGGCAUGAAUGACCUUGUUCUUGAUGAGGUCACAAUCAAAAAAGGAAGAAAAUGGAUAAAGGGAGUGAAUAAAGCUUGGGAUGAAUGGAAUGAUGAUGAGACCAGAUUUAUACCUUCUUCAGAUGUUACUAGUUUUUUUGAGGAGAUAGUCCUGGAGAAACCAUCCCACAUUAUGUGUCAGCUUUGUAAUGGAGAAAUAAAUACUAAUGGUCCAGAUGAUGAAAAUAUGAAUGGCAGCAAACAGUGCAAGGGAGAUAAUUCUGAUGAAUUUUGUCAUGCUUGUAGACAGUAUAUAAGGACAGGAAAACUGAUCGCUGAUAAUGCAACAAAAGACAGAGUUUGUAGUAUUUCAUCAGAAGAGCUGAAUUCUCUCCCUAAUGUUGCCUCACUCCCUACAGAUGUCCUAAGUCAGAUGAUAACAAGAUUAUGGAAGGAGGAACAUAUUGAUGACUUACUUCCUCUAAGGGAUGAAGAAGUUAAGAGGAAGCUUGAAAAGCCUAAAGAAAAGAAGAAAAGGCCAGUUAAUGAAUUAAAUAUCAAUGGCCUCCCUCCAGCCCUUGUGGAGAUGAUGGAAGAUGCAGAUGACAACAAUUUUAUGGGUGAUAUUGAAACUGGUGGACUUAUGACUGCAGGAGAUGAUAGCAUGGACCUUUUUACUGAUGAAGAUUCUCAGGGUGACAGUGAGGGCCUUGAAAAGGAGGAUAAAUCAACAACAAGAAGGAGUGAACAAGAAACUUUAGAAGCAGCAAGAGAUACACUAAAACUAGGAACUAUUAAUGUUUUAACAAAGGAAAAAGUAAUGAAAGACUUGUCAGCACAGAGAAGGAGACAUUCUUCUAUAUCAAGUUUGUCUAGUAUUCAGAGUUUGGGAUCAACAAGAUCAAGUUCUCUUCCUGGGUUUAUGAGAACACUCACAAGGAAAUAUCAAUCACCUGUCAAAAAGCGAACAGUAAGAAAAGCUGAAAAUGAUUCCGAUAUAUCAAGUGCAGAUCUUUUGGAUGAGGAAUUUUUAUCUCAGGAAUCAAGACAAACUAUACAAAUGUUUUCAAAUGUGCAGUCAAGUUUUCUAGAUCUAUCUGAAAGACACAUUGACUCUGCUUCAAAACGUGUCAGAAUUGAUUCAUUACCUAAUAGUCCAAAUAUAUCACAAUUAACACCGUCAUUGUCACCACAGAAAAAGACCAGAGUGAAAAAGAAAUUUGUAUCAGGGUUUUAAUACUUACUGAUUUUAACAUAAUAUAUAUAUUUUAAUGAUAUAUUUGUAAGCAAUCCAGUUUUUUUUUAAUUAUAUAAAUAAAAUUUAUCCUACUGAA